ACUAUCUAUGCUCCAACACUCUUCUACAACGAAGAAGCUCAGCUUGUGAGGGUUACGGUCAAAGAUUGCUGUGAGAACACGAAACUCGGCUACGUUUACCAACCAGUGCCUAUUCCGUGGCUGAAUAACAAGCCAAUCCCAAGAGUGAAGAAAUCAAAAAUUGCGAAAACUGUUGAACCCACGACGCUCAGUACCGUACCUGUAACCCUAGACAAAGUCGUGAAGUUUGUGGUCAAUAGGCCGAAGAAAUCAAGAAGCUCGAAGCAGAAGGAAGAUGAAGAGGAGAUACUGGUGAUAGAAGGGAUAGAGGUGGAGAAAGGCAAGUAUGUGAAAUUUGAUGUGUUUGUGAACGAUGAAGAUGAGACUGAGGUUGGGCUAGACAAAACGGAGUACACCGGAAGUUUUGCCCACUUGCCGCAUAAACGCAAGGGUAACAUGAAGGUCAAAACUACACUGAAGUUGGGACUGAAUGAGCUGUUAGAGAACUUGGAAGCUGAAGAUGAUGACUCUGUGCUGGUCACUUUGGUUCCCAAGUUCGGAGGGAAUGAUGUCACCGUCGCCGGAUCCAAGAUUGAGUUCGCCUGA
Messenger RNA from Ilex paraguariensis (yerba mate), 585 nucleotides. Lineage: Eukaryota; Viridiplantae; Streptophyta; Magnoliopsida; Aquifoliales; Aquifoliaceae. The record is from the annotation of a GenBank genome assembly.